GGUUAGCUGAAUUGGAGGCAUAUAAAGGUCGCAAAAAACCAAAAUUUGGAAAGCCAAAAGAGUUGGCUAAUUAUAUCCUUGCAGAUUUGGUAGUACGUGGUUAUAUAGAACAAAAAAUUUCACUUACCGUUCUUCGCCAAAUGCACAAACUUUGUCAGCAAAUAUGUUUAUAA
Messenger RNA from Funneliformis geosporum, 173 nucleotides. NCBI's taxonomy places the organism in Eukaryota, Fungi, Glomeromycota, Glomeromycetes, Glomerales, Glomeraceae. The record is from the annotation of a GenBank genome assembly.